This is a messenger RNA of Encephalitozoon hellem ATCC 50504, 2367 nucleotides long. RefSeq lists its product as uncharacterized. Lineage: Eukaryota; Fungi; Microsporidia; Unikaryonidae. The record is from RefSeq and is a predicted model, not a curated record. The transcript has a single exon. The coding region runs from base 1 to 2367 and encodes 788 amino acids.
AUGGAGCCAAUUAGACUACCACUGAAGCGACACAAGACUGAAAACAGGGAAGAGCGUGUGGAAGAGGUCGAAAGAAUAGAUCUGAGGAGGUUCGUGGGUAUGUUCAUCAACCAGGCGUUGAAGGAGAUGAAGGAGGCAUUAGGGAAGUUCUACUCGAUUUCGGAGACGGUAUGCAGAAGAGACCUGGGUUUAUUUUUCAAGCAAAAGGCUGCAGACUUUGAAUGCUUAUUUCUGCUUAUAAGUGGGGUGGAGUGCUUGAAGGAGGCCAGUUCAAACAGGCAUAGGAUCAGAAAGAUCAAGGAAGUGGAUGCGGAAUACGUGUUGAUUGCAGACAGGCUUGCACACCUGUUUGAGUCCUUCAAGUCUAUGAUUAUACCCAAGGGUGAUGUCCUUACCUCCCUCCAAACUGUGUAUGAUCCUGGAUAUCUACUUCCGAGGCUUACAGAGGACAAUGACAAGCGCGAGGUGACGAAUUUCGAGGAGAUCAACAGGAUCACCAGGAUGUAUCUGAACAAGGAGGAUCUGUCUGUGUAUAGCAGUGUUGUGAUUGACCAAGGGAUUGCUAUUUUGUCGACCAGGUUUUUUUCGUUUAGCCUUGCUCUAUGCGGGGAGAUAUCAAGGCCAGAAUGGAAGCUGAUAAAUGUUAGGGGAUCUAACGAGGUCUUUAGCAAACAUCUGCUGUUUGCCAUGCCCCACAGAAUAGACAAGAUAUCAAGGUUUCUGCGGAUUUACGAGACACACACUAAGGCAAGAGAGAUAUUCUUGAUGGUGAAGAGAUCCUCGGAGUACAUAGAAAUGGACAUAAAGGGGCACUAUAGAAGAUUUGAGGUCUCUUUCCAUGUGUUCAAGAUGAGUGUGAGUGUGGGGCACUCUGGAAUUAGUGGGAAGAUGUUCAUAGAGGAGGAUGUACUUCCUUCUGGGGAGGAUGUAGUAGAGUCGUUUGAGAAUAAGGUUUCUGAGUAUCUCAGAAGAGAUGGAAGAGAUGCGUCGUUUAGCUUCAAGAAGGGAUUCAUGGCCUAUGAGGGAGAGGAGGUCCGGUCCUUCAAAAGCUUUGUGGAUUUGGAUGCGUUUCUGGAGAGGAAGGAAGAAAACUCCCGGUUCUACAAGUUUUUCGAGGAAAGGUUUCCCUGCUAUAGAAAUCAUAGGAAGGGCAUCUUUGGAGACAGGAAUGUUUUUAUCAUGCAAGGAGGACUUUUUGUCUGUGUCCGGUUAAUGAGACUUGGAGAGAAUCACAUGGAGGUCAAGGUAUUUGUUGGAUGCUGUGACCUUGUGGAUUUUCUAAGCUACACGGAGGUUAGUAUAGAGGAAAGAGAUGGUGGAGAGGUUGUAGGGAUCAUGAACGAAAAGGUGAAGAAGCAAUCGAGCAUUAAGAUAGAUUAUCUACACGAAUACUUCGAGAGAAACAUGGAUCUUUUGUUUCUUUCAUACAGGUUCCUUUCCGUAGUCAAUGGAAGGAUUAGUAUUGGAGGAAGAAUCCUUCUGAGCCACAGAAUGAAGAGCAAGGAGAUCGGUGUUUGCAUAGAAAGGAAAGAAAACAUGUUUAUGAUUGGGAAUGCGCAACUUGGAGAAAGAAUGAUCUCCAGGGAGGGUAUGUACAACUGUGUUUCUUUCGCUUUGCUUCUGAUCGAAAUCCUCACAUACUCAAAAGAUUCUGACCUGGUGGAUGUAGUUUCGAUUGACCUUUGCAAGGGAGUGUCGCUGAGGAUUUCGGGACUUCUUGUUACUCUCGGGAUGAACUCUGAAGGGCUUCUCGAGUCAAGCCCAUUGGGAAUCGGCCAUGCACUGGAGAGCUGUUCUAUUUCGAGAGCUAUGGACUUUUUACUCAGCUUCCAUGGGCUCCUUUCCAGUGGGCUUGUCCCCACGACCUCCACCUCCACAAGCCUUGUCUUUGUAUUUAAACAUCUGUUCAAAGGAUAUGUGAAAAUGAAGGCGAUUGACAGGACUCGAUGCUCUCUCUCUCUAAGCGGCGGAAUGAUAAAAGAUGCGCUUGAAGAGUUUGGGCCCGAGAUACUCACAUCAGACACUGCUUUUCUUCGUAAAUUGUCUGGAUUCUACUUCGAGGAGAGACUUAGCAUGAUAGCUGACAUAGCCAAGAGAAGUUACAAUGUGACUGCCAAUGGCAAUGAAGUGAGUAUCUCAACACCUUGCGGAGAUUUCAAGGUCUCCAUCGAAGGUUGUAGAUACAUGUUUCAAAUUUGCUCCAUCAAUAUGGUAGAGCCAAGCAAUGAGUUCAUACAAGCCAUUAGCGAAUACUUUGAGGAGAUCAUGAGCACGGAAAAAUACAUUCCCGAUGCCAUGCGUCUCUUGAGAAGCACAGAGGAGCUCCAAGGGCUGUUUGAAGGCAUUAAGGCGAAGAAAAAAAACUAG